UGCAUCAUGAGCUUCCUGGGGCUGCAGCCCCCGGCGCAGUUCCUCAUUCUGCUCACACUCGGGCCUCAGGCUCGGUGGAGCUGGACACCAGAGUGUUGGUGGCAGCGCUGAGGGGUCCCCACUGCCCUGUCAUGUCGUCUGCUCUCACCGUCCUCCUUGGCUGCUGGCUGGCCGGGCACAGCGGGGUCUGGGGAGCAGGGCAAGAAUUUCUCAAACCCACCGUCUGGGUGAGCCCCAGCAGGGUGGUGGCGCUCGGGGGAAGCGUCACCAUCCGCUGUGCGGGUCGGUACCCGGGCAUGGAGUUCUUUCUGCGUAAAGCUGGACACCCGAACCCGCAGGUGCGGUCGGUGCCUGAUGGGACCGUGGCUGAAUUUCCCAUCCCCAGUGUCAGCCGGGAAGAUGGAGGGAGCUACACCUGCGACUAUCGCUCCAUAGUGGAACAGAAUCGCACAUCGCAUCCCAGUGACUCCAUUGAGAUCAUUGUAGGAGAGCCCAGCUACCCCAAACCCAGCAUCUCCCUGAGCUCCAGCGGGGGGGUCUCACUGGGGGGAGCCGUGAGCGUCUGGUGUCGGGGGCAGCGCCGGGGCGUGCGGUUCAUGCUGAAUAAAGAGCGACGCCAUUUCCUACCUGUGGAUUCGGACGACAAUGAGGCUGUGUUUCCCAUCAGCAACGUGAGCCGGGAGCAUGGCGGGAGCUACAGCUGCUCCUAUCACAGCAGAUCGGAGCUGUUCAACGUGUCGUACCCCAGCGACCCCGUGGAGCUGGUGGUGAGAGAUCCCAACUUACCCAGACCCUCCAUCUCGCUGAGCCCCACUGGGGACACCAUCCAGUGUCAGGGGCAGCGCCGGGACGUGAGGUUCUUCCUGCACAAGGCUGGAGACCGGAACCCGCCGCGACACAUGGACCCUGCUGGGGACAGGGCCGAGUUCCACAUCCCCACCGUGGGCCGGCAGCACGGAGGGAACUACAGCUGCAGCUACCGGCCCCAAUCACAGCCCUUCGUCUCCUCACAGCCCAGCGACCCCGUGCAGCUGGUGGUAGCAGGAGCCUGGAUCCAGCCAUGCAGGGAAGAGAAUCUCCCCGGGGGACAAGUGGCUUCCCCGUGGGGUGCUGAGACACUGGCACAAACCCCCCUGCUCCCAAACACCCCUGCCUCAGAGAAUCUCCCCCACAAACAGCUCCCAACCUGACAACAGUGUGACGGGUUCGUUCACAGAGACCCCCCCCUUGGGACUGUUACCCGAGCCCUUUUUCUCUGCCAGUUUGGGUGUCCAGAACCCUGCCUUGUUGAGCUAACCUGCUGCAAACACAGACCCAGGGUCUGAACCAUGCCCCCAAAGCUGCAGACUUAACUGAAAACAGCUUAAGAAGUGCUCCUGUCUUCAGCACCCAGACACCCAGUUCCCAAUGGGAUCCAAACCCCAUAUAAAUCCAUUUAACUCUGUAUAAAGCUUAUAUAGGGUAAACUCAUAUGUCCGCCGUCUAUAACACUGAUAGAGAGAUAUGCACAGCUGUUUGCUCCCCCAGGUAUUAAUCACUUACUCUGGGUUAAUUAAUGAACAAAAGUGAUUUUAUUAAGUAUAAAAAGUAGGAUUUAAGUGUUUUCAAGUAAUAACAGACAGAACAAAGUAAGUUACCAAGCAAAAUAAAACAAAACACGCAAGUCUGAGCCUAAUACAUUAAGAAACUGAUUACAGGUAAAUCUCACCCUCAGAUGGGCCAAUAAGCUUCUUUCACAGACUAGACUCCUUCCUAGUCUGGGCCCAAUCCUUUCCCUGGUACAGUUCUUGUUACUUCCAGCUCAGGUGUAACUAGGGGAUUCCUCAUGACUGGCAGCCCCCUUUGUUCUGUUCCACCCCUUUUAUAGCUUUGGCACAAGGCAGGAAUCCUUUGUCUCGCUGGGUUCCCACCCCUCCCUCUCAAUGGAAAAGCACCAGGUUGAAGAUGGAUUCCAGUUCAGGUGACAUGAUCACAUGUCACUGUAAGACCUCCUUCUUGAUAGCCUAGUAGCUGGAAGACAGGUACAUAGGAAGGUUUGCAGGUAAACAAACCCAUUCACAGUUCACAUUGAUUCUGAAGCACCAGUAACGGCUUCCACUUAACAUGUUUACAUCAAUAAUACAAGUUUAUAUCUUAUUCGCCUAACUCCAGACAUAGAAAUAGUACAUACAAACAAAUGGGAUGAACACACUCAGUAGAUCAUAAGCUUUGUAAUGAUACCUUACAAGAGACCUUUUGCAUAAAGCAUAUUCCAGUUACAUUUACAUCCCAUUCCAUUCCAGUUACAUCGUCCCCCGUCCAUCCAGGGCCGCACUGGGCAGGGUGUGUUUGGCCCUAGCGCUUUCCCAACAGGUGGCUGCAUCAUUAAAUCCCCCAGGAUCACCAGGACUCAUCACCCAGCCCCAAGCCGGGCC
Molecule: messenger RNA, 2414 nt
Organism: Malaclemys terrapin pileata
Lineage: Eukaryota; Metazoa; Chordata; Testudines; Emydidae
Product: T-cell-interacting, activating receptor on myeloid cells protein 1-like
Exons: 6
Coding region: 132-1190 (352 amino acids)
Source: RefSeq, a predicted model, not a curated record